UUAGUUUAUGACCAAGCAAACUAGUGAACUUACUGUACUCGGUACACGUAAAAUUCGGUAGCUAUGUGGGCUGGAUAAUUUAUAAAAAUCGUGUGAUAAUCCUAAAAAAUGGCAGGAUUUACUGAAAGUGCAUUAGUGAAAAAAUUACUGGACUUGAAUCCUUCCCAGCAGAGUAUUCAGACCUUGUCCUUGUGGCUCAUUCAUCACAGAAAACAUCACCCGACUAUCGUCAAAGUUUGGUAUAAGGAGAUGUGCAAGGCCAAAGACAAUCGUAAGCUGACAUUUAUGUACUUGGCUAACGACGUCAUACAAAAUAGUAAAAAAAAAGGUCCAGAAUUUGGCAAGGAGUUCGAAAAUGUAUUACCUAAAGCUUUUGAGCACAUGAAAAGGUUUGAUGACAAAACGAGGGAGAGACUAGGUAGGCUAUUGCAAAUAUGGGAGGAAAGAGGUGUUUAUGACAAAGUCCAAAUAACUGAAUUCAAAACGGCCUUCGAUUCUGCUGUCGAACCUGUCAAGGAACCAUCUACACCUCCACCCAGAAAAAAGCCAAAAAAUGAUGUAGAAAAGAAAGAAAACAAAGAGAGGAAAAAAUCAGAGACUGAAAUUGAAGUGGAUGGAACCAAAGAGCUGCACGUUACCCUUAGCCCCCGCACACCUGCUGGGGAUCCACCAGAAACUGAGGAACUUAUCAAGGCCUUAUUGGAUUUAGAAAAUACCGCAUCAUCUGAUGCAGGAGUUCGAGAACGUAUCGCAUCUUUACCUCCUGAAGUAUCAGAAGUGUCGCUGCUUGCAAAUUUAGCUGACAGAGCAGCAGCAGAUCAACUUAGUAUUGCCGUGAAUGAAGCAGCUACGCUACUAGCUGACUACAACGGAAGAUUGCAAGCAGAGAUGGAAGACAGGAGAAAGCUCUUGACCAUGCUUAGAGAUUACAUGCUUGCUCAAAAGCAACUUCUUCAACAAGCGCAAACGACAUUAGAGGACUACAAGGAAAAGUUGAAAAAGGUGUGCACCGUGCGGACAGAAGUGAAAUCGCACAUCUCCAAUCUUCCUGAUUUGACGCAAUUACCUGAUGUAACCGGCGGACUAGCGCCCCUGCCUUCGGCGGGUGAUUUAUUCUCAUUAAAUUAAUUCGGAUCUUGAGGAUUUUUUUUUUUUUUAUUCAUCAUAAUGAGUUGACGAGCUACAAUUAAGCCAAAACAUUCAAUUAUUCAUUUUUUAAUGAAAAUAUCAGUGCACGGCAUGUUGACGAAAAAAGACUCACGCAGUAGCUUUUCACAAUGGCUCGCCUUCAAUACAUUUACCUAAGAAACAGAAAAUUACGGGAACUGACUGGGAAACAUUAGAAAAAAUUAAAAAACCAAUCCAAACAACACUUUCCCUACGAUACCUACUGAUUCCUUUACAUUCAGGGUUUCGAUACAAUUUUAUACUAAAUGAUGAAAGUCAGCCAGGAAAUUGUUUAUAUAUAUAGAUGGAUCAAUUAUAAUUAGAAUCCAGUUUUGACUGAAGAUUCAAAUCUAGAGCAUACGAACGGACUAAUAUCUGGCUUGGCUAAUUGGUGGUAGAAAAUUUUUUAAGAAGUCACGUUUGAUUGAAUUUCUGCGAUAUUCGAAUUAGGCAUUAAGUUGAGAGUCAAGCCAGUACUUUAGAUACAUAACAGCAUAUUCUGCUAUAGGUACACAUACUUUUUAAAUUAUUUUAUCAUAAAUCAAUCCGCAGUUCGUCUUUAUGACCCAACGGAAAGUAUGGAAAUAAUUAUUUUUCAACUGGAGUAGGAUUAAAAAAUCUCACAAAUGUCCAGAAAAAAAUGUUGAUUAUUGUUAAUAUAUUGAUUAUAAUCUGC
This is a messenger RNA of Athalia rosae (coleseed sawfly), 1843 nucleotides long. Its product is annotated as regulation of nuclear pre-mRNA domain-containing protein 1B. NCBI's taxonomy places the organism in Eukaryota, Metazoa, Arthropoda, Insecta, Hymenoptera, Athaliidae. Gene Ontology annotation, molecular function: RNA polymerase II complex binding. Gene Ontology annotation, cellular component: RNA polymerase II, holoenzyme. The transcript has 5 exons. Gene Ontology annotation, biological process: mRNA 3'-end processing. The record is from RefSeq and is a predicted model, not a curated record. The coding region runs from base 109 to 1128 and encodes 339 amino acids.